Molecule: messenger RNA, 732 nt
Organism: Alternaria atra
Lineage: Eukaryota; Fungi; Ascomycota; Dothideomycetes; Pleosporales; Pleosporaceae
Exons: 3
Coding region: 1-732 (243 amino acids)
Cellular component (GO): mitochondrion
Molecular function (GO): thiosulfate-cyanide sulfurtransferase activity
Source: RefSeq, a predicted model, not a curated record
AUGGCCUCCAAACGCGCAGCCCAAUUGUUCGGCGCCCGCUCCAAUGCCUCCGUCAUCGGUCGACAGACAACACGAUUGAGCUUCACCACUGCACGAGCUUUUAGCAUUGCGCCCAAGCCACAAACUGUAAAUGCUUCGCAGAGCAGAACUGUUAUUGUAGGAAACGCUGCGAGGCUACAAGCAACACCAGUACAGAAAAGAUGGCACUCGCAAGCACCAAAUGACUUGAAGCAGAACAAAGUUUACGAAUUCGAUGAUGUUCUACACAUCCUUGAAGCUCCCUCAGACUCACGCCUCCUAAUCGACGUUCGCGAACCUCAUGAAUUCGAAACAGACACUAUUCCCACCUCCAUAAACAUCCCUGUUACCUCGCAGCCCGAUGCACUGCUACUAGACGAGGAGGAAUUCCAGGAUAGAUUUGGCUUCCAGAAACCACCAAAGGGCAAGGAGGUCGUCUUCUUUUGCAAAGCUGGAGUAAGGAGCUCGGCGGCGGCGGGAAUCGCAAAGCAGGCUGGAUACACAAACGUUGGCGAAUACCGUGGCUCGUGGCUCGACUGGCAAAAGCGUGGCGGACCAGGCACGAAAUCCCCACCAAAGCCCGAUGGGAUGGGUGAACCUAAGGCUCCUACGACCGAAACGAAGCCUACAGCCAGGACGGGCGACAGUGGAGAAGAGGACCUUGGGCCUCAGGGACAGCCACCGUAUCCACCGGGACCUAUGGGCCGACAGUAG